This is a messenger RNA of Talaromyces marneffei, 933 nucleotides long. RefSeq lists its product as uncharacterized. NCBI's taxonomy places the organism in Eukaryota, Fungi, Ascomycota, Eurotiomycetes, Eurotiales, Trichocomaceae. The coding region runs from base 1 to 933 and encodes 310 amino acids. The record is from RefSeq and is a predicted model, not a curated record. The transcript has a single exon.
AUGUCUUCUAUUCUCGCCGUCUUCGGCGCAACAGGUGUCCAGGGUGGUUCCCUGAUCGACUACGUGCUCAAUGACCCUGAAUUGAGCCAGAAAUACCAAAUCCGCGCUAUUACCCGUAAUGUCAACUCGGAGAAAAUUGCACAACUCAAAAACAAGGUCGAAGUUGUCCAGGCUGAUGUGUCGGACCCUGUCUCGAUCGAUACAGCCCUAAUGGGAGCUCAUACAGUCUUUGCCAUGACAGUCCCUUCCUUUACCCCUGACGGUCUGGAGGUCGAAUUCAGUCACGGAAAGACAAUUGCAGACGCUGCUGUCCGACAAGGUGUCGAAUAUCUCAUCUUCAGCACGCUUCCUGGUGUCAAUGAGAUAUCCGGCGGCAAAUAUAGCCAUGUCACCCCUUUUGACGCCAAAGCAAAGAUCGAACACUACAUUCGAGAUCUCCCUAUAAGGAACGCCUUUGUAUCCUUGGGAUUUUUUAUGCAGAAUCUACACACUCAGCCAUUCCUGGGCCCUGUGCCAGCUCCGGAUGAUACCUGGGUUCUUGCCCGUCCCGCUCCUCGUACGAGUACAAUACCUUACAUCGACGCCGUCGCGAAUGUCGGAAACGUAGUCGGCUCCAUCCUUGCUGAACCUGAGAAGUACGAAGGCAAAACUUUCUGUGCCGCGGAAAGAUUAUACAGCCUAGGAGAGGUUGCGGCCCUCCUUUCGCGGUCCAGCGGUAAGACUGUUGUCUAUAAGCAGGUUACGCUUGAAGAGUUCAAGAAUAGUAUUCCGUUUGCCGCUGAUGUUUUCUCUGAUGGGUUUGGCUUCUUAGAAGAGUUUGGGGGUUACUGGGGACCUAGUUCUGAGAAAGCGGUUGAUUGGGCUGUUCAAAAUACACGUGGCAAAUUACGCUCACUGGAAGAAUACUUGGAGGCAAAUCCUAUUCAGCUCUGA